Molecule: messenger RNA, 1498 nt
Organism: Camelina sativa (false flax)
Lineage: Eukaryota; Viridiplantae; Streptophyta; Magnoliopsida; Brassicales; Brassicaceae
Product: nucleolin 1-like
Molecular function (GO): poly(A) binding
Source: RefSeq, a predicted model, not a curated record
GGAAAAAACCGUUGUUGAAAUCAAAAUCCCUAGAUCUGAAAAAUAAAAAUAAAAUAUUUCGAAUCCCUAGCGCUGCCGCUCUUGUCAAGUUUGAUCACCAUGGACGAAUCUGCUGGCAUAAGAAGAGAUCUGAAAUCGCUGGAUUUGAACGAUCGUGUUGUUGCAGACUCUCCGAAACCCAAACCCCAACCCCAACCCCGGACGACUAUAUCCGUGGAGGGAUAUGACACGAGGCUCUGUGAGUAUGCUCUCAAGCUCGCGCUGAAGAAACACUUCUCUUCAUGCGGAAGGGUCGGUCAUAUUUAUGUUCCCAGAGACUAUAAAAACGGUAUCCUUAAGAGUGUUUCCUUCAUGUUCUUGUCUGGAGAAGGUGUCGAAGAAAAGGCAUUGGAACUCAAUGGAACUGACGUUGGAGGAUGGACUGUAAUCGUUAAGGCCGCACCCUCUCAGACAGAAUACAUGGAUCCUCCUUGUCCUGUUAACCAAGCAAAAAUACAUCGGGUCCGCGUUACCGGGUUUGACACUUCGCUUCCUGAGAUUGAUCUCCAGAUGGCGCUCUGUGAUCAUUUCCCUUCAUGUGGAGAGGUCUGGCAAGUUCGGGUUCUUUCUAGCAUUCCAGUAGCUUGUAUUUAUCUUAGGGGAAAAAGUUGUGUAGUAGACAAGGCGCUUAAUCUAAAUGGAUGUAACAUGGGAGGAAUGAAUCUUGCAGUUGAACCUAAUCAGCCGCAACCGGGAGACAUAGUAAUCAAAAGAGAGCGUCUCUGCACUACUACUGGCUAUGUGCUCCCAAGUGUCUUAAUCAGGGCGUCCGAGAAUAAGAAGAAGAAGUUGGAGAUGGAGAUUGAGAUGGAGAUGAAUGAGAACAAGAAGAAGAAGAUGAAGAUUAAGCUGGCCAAGUUGGACAAGGAGAUUCAGAUGCGUAAGGAGAAUAAGGUGAAGUUGGAUAUGGAGAGGAAGAAGAGGCUAGAGAUGGAGAAUCUUGAGAUGGCUCAAGAAUCUUUGAUAUAAUUCAGAAAUUCAGAGAUCUAAACAAGAAUGGAAGCCAUUAUCAGACAAGAGGAACAGAGCAGAUGAGUAACCUUCUAUAGGAAUUCCACAUUAUGUGCUGCUGCUAACCAUAGGAGUCAGAACAUGAGUUUAAGGUUAUAGGCCUAGAUCAUUGCCUCGAUAUGCAAAAUUACAAAAUAAGCCUUUUCAUACAAGAAGCUAAACAGCAAAGGUUCAUAUGCAUAAAUGAGAAACCUUUGAGAAAUAGAUAGAAAAGAGAAACCAAGCCAUAGGAGAUUUACUAACAUGAAAAUCGGAGCUACUGAGGCAUCGAGCAAUCUGUUGGAACAGAGGGACCAUACAGCGUUGGAACUCAACAGUUUGUGUUGCGCCUCCAGAACCUCUUUAAGUUCACCAAGAAAGAGAACCUCUUUUGUACAGUUUGUCACAGGCCAAAACUUCAGCAAUCCCCUGAUUACUGUAUCCGCAAGCUUAUAAUCUUUUUCCGCAA